UCCAGCGUGUGAUUGGCAGAAUGAAGUAUAUUCUGGUGACGGGCGGCGUGAUCUCGGGCAUCGGGAAAGGCAUUAUAGCCAGCAGCGUGGGAACCAUCCUCAAGUCCUGCGGCCUACGCGUCACAGCCAUCAAGAUCGACCCCUACAUCAACAUCGAUGCAGGGACCUUCUCGCCAUACGAGCACGGUGAGGUGUUUGUUUUGGAUGAUGGGGGAGAGGUGGAUUUGGAUCUGGGCAACUAUGAGCGUUUUCUGGACAUCAGGCUCACCAAAGACAACAACCUGACCACCGGAAAAAUCUACCAGUCCGUCAUCAACAAAGAGCGCAGGGGAGAUUACCUGGGCAAAACCGUACAGGUGGUGCCACACAUAACUGAUGCUAUUCAGGAGUGGGUGAUGCAUCAAGCUCAAGUUCCCGUAGACGACGAUGGCGUUGAGCCCCAGGUCUGCGUCAUCGAGUUGGGCGGUACAGUCGGAGAUAUAGAGAGCAUGCCCUUCAUCGAAGCCUUCAGACAGUUCCAGUUUAAAGUGAAGAGAGAGAAUUUCUGCAAUAUUCACGUCAGUCUGGUACCACAGCCCAGCGCUACAGGAGAGCAGAAGACCAAACCCACGCAGAACAGUGUGAGAGAGCUCAGAGGACUGGGACUGUCACCUGACCUGAUUAUGUGUCGUUGCUCCACUCCACUUGAAAACUCGGUGAAAGAGAAGAUAUCCAUGUUCUGUCAUGUGGAGCCUGAACAGGUGAUCUGCGUGCAUGAUGUAUCAUCCAUCUACAGAGUGCCGCUGCUCUUAGAAAACCAGGGUGUUGUGGGAUACUUCUGUCGCAGGCUGAACCUGCCCAUCGAAACCAGACCCAGGAAAAUGCUCGCUAAGUGGAAAGAGAUGUCAGACAGGUCAGACAGGCUGCUGGAGCAUUGCUCCAUUGCUCUGGUGGGGAAAUACACCAAGUUUUCAGACUCGUAUGCCUCCGUGAUCAAAGCCCUGGAACACUCCGCUCUCGCCAUCAGCCACAAACUAGAGGUUAAGUAUGUUGACUCUGCAGAUUUGGAGGCCAGUACACUGCAGGAAGAGCCAGUGAGGUACCAUGAGGCCUGGCAGAAACUCUGCAGCGCCAAUGGUAUUUUAGUACCUGGAGGUUUUGGAGUACGAGGGACGGAGGGCAAGAUUCAAGCCAUCAGCUGGGCCAGGAAACAGAAGAAGCCCUUCCUGGGUGUGUGUUUGGGGAUGCAGCUCGCUGUGUGCGAAUUUGCUAGAAACAUGUUGGAUUGGAAAGAUGCUAACUCCACCGAAUUUGACCCAGAAACAAAACAUCCUGUGGUGAUUGACAUGCCAGAGCACAAUCCAGGGCAGAUGGGAGGAACUAUGCGGCUGGGGAAAAGGAGAACCAUUUUCAAAACCAAAAACAGCAUACUUAGAAAACUUUAUGGAGAUGUAGAUUAUGUCGAGGAAAGACACCGGCAUCGCUUUGAGGUGAACCCAGAGCUGAAGCAGCAUUUUGAGGAGAAGGGCUUCCGUUUUGUGGGUCAGGACGUGGAGGGUGAGAGAAUGGAGGUCAUCGAGCUGGACGAUCACCCGUAUUUUGUUGGUGUCCAGUAUCACCCAGAAUUCACAUCCAGACCCAUAAAACCGUCUCCGCCGUACUUUGGCCUGUUGUUAGCCGCUGCAGGGAGGCUUCCAGGUUAUCUUCAGAAAGGCUGUCGGCUUUCACCACGAGAAACAUACAGUGACCAGAGCGGCAGCAGUUCUCCAGACUCUGAGAUCGCAGACUUCAAACUACCCUCACUCACUCAGGAUUGAAUCAGUUGAUGGGCCUGCUUUCUAAAGGAUGCAGUACUGAAAUGCAGUUUUGAAUGGUCCAGCUUCAGUGAAAACAGGAUUUGACAAAGCUUCAUUAACUCAUUCUCCAUUGUAUAUUGCAUGUGAUGUUGCCAAUUAAACCAGUGGAAAUGAGGUGUAAACUUCCUCUGGCAAACUGCUAGACGUCUGCUUAAUGUGGUGUUUGAUAAGAUUUGUUUCCCCAUGCAUAGCUUUUAAGCUGAGUUGUCGUUUUUCAAAAUGUAAAUUAAAGCGUACAAAAGAGAA
Sinocyclocheilus anshuiensis is the source of this 2081-nucleotide messenger RNA. RefSeq names its product CTP synthase 1a (gene ctps1a). Gene Ontology annotation, cellular component: cytoplasm; cytoophidium. Gene Ontology annotation, molecular function: identical protein binding; CTP synthase activity. The coding region runs from base 21 to 1796 and encodes 591 amino acids. The transcript is spliced from 18 exons. The record is from RefSeq and is a predicted model, not a curated record. Gene Ontology annotation, biological process: CTP biosynthetic process; pyrimidine nucleobase biosynthetic process. Lineage: Eukaryota; Metazoa; Chordata; Actinopteri; Cypriniformes; Cyprinidae.